UCAAAUCUCACGCGCAUAGAAAUCGCGCGUCCUCAUUUAGCAUAACCUCGAAAUUUCGUGACACAUUAACCUCCGAAAUGAAAUAUAGUCGUGUUGCCGAAAUUUCUGAAAGUGAAGAAUCAGAAGAAGAGUCUAAUUUGAUGCAACGCUCUAUUUCCAAAAGCUUGAUGGCGAAUAAUCAAGAUUCUAGCUCCAGUUCAUCAUCGGAGUCUGACGAGAGCAGCAAGGCGCCGCCGCCCCCAGUCGAUGCCCGAAAACGCAAAUCCUCGACUUCAUCAAGUCCGAAAAAAAAAGUUACCAUCACCCCACUUGAAAGGUUCAUUGACGAGAAUAAAAAUCUGAAAAAGCUGGAUGUAGAAGAUGUGGUGACAGAUGAGGACGACGUGUGUUUGUUGGAGAUUCCAAAAACCAUUGAUCCUUCAGAGUUUUUAGAAAGAGUAAUUAAUUUUAACAAAAAGAGAAAGCUGAAGGUGAAUAAUACAAAAUAUGUAAUUGUGCCUGAACUAGAAGACCUUAAACCCAUAAACUUGCUUACUAGGAAGAUAAAAAUAGUUCAUCCAGUAUCUAUUUUGCGGAUGCGGCAAUAUAAUAAACAUAAACAAGAAAGUGAGGUUGAGAAUGAAGUUACAACUCCACCUGCACUGCCUGAUACUUUAAAAGUUAGACAUCCGCUAUUUGGGGCUGAAUUUAAACGCAAAAUUGUUUUAGAUGAAGAAAUACAAAGAAAACUGGAUAUCACCAUUGAUCAAGUUGUGAAGAAGAUGAAAAAGAAAAAACGCAAAGAAGUAGAAACCAGCCAAGAAUUUGUGGCUCCUUUAGAACCCACUGAUUCUGGUAAAAAGAAAAAGCGUAAGAAAAAGGCGGCUGAAAGUAGUGAAUAUAAACAAGAUAAAAUUGAACAAGAGAAUGUGGAUGAGUCAAUUUUCGCCCUUCUAGAAACCCACAUAGAGAAGAGUAAAAAAGGCCACAAAAAAAGAAAAGAAGAACCAUUGACUUCAUCCUCAGAUUCUGGUAUUUUUACAAAAGAUAUCAAAAAUGAAUAUGAGGAUAAAAGUAAUCAGGAAGCUGAUAAUAAUCAUAAUGGAUCAUUUUAUGGAUGUCUAUAUUUGUGAGUGGUUCUCCACAAGACUUGAUUCGUAUAUGGUUAUAUUGACUUCAUAAGACAGUUGUGUGUUUUGAUAAUUUUGUGAUAGAUUAUAAUUUAUUUUAAAUACAUCUAAUUUCCGUA
Molecule: messenger RNA, 1228 nt
Organism: Zophobas morio
Lineage: Eukaryota; Metazoa; Arthropoda; Insecta; Coleoptera; Tenebrionidae
Exons: 2
Coding region: 78-1112 (344 amino acids)
Source: RefSeq, a predicted model, not a curated record